Paramecium octaurelia is the source of this 623-nucleotide messenger RNA. The record is from the annotation of a GenBank genome assembly. NCBI's taxonomy places the organism in Eukaryota, Ciliophora, Oligohymenophorea, Peniculida, Parameciidae.
AUGAUUAGCUUUCAGCCCUUUGUUCAUCAUUAUUCUAAUUACUCAUUUUAUGCCAAUAUAUAUCUAUGCUAACAUGAUAAAAAAUUAUAUUAUCAAUUAGGAAAGCGCUAUUAAGAAGAAUAAAUAUCGUUUAUUUAACCUCAACAUAUAUCAGUUAAACAUUACAUCUAUUUUGAUUCAUAUAUUAUAGGAAUUCUUAUAGUUUCAUAAUAUGUAAACCAAAUUGCGCUUAUGUGCUUUACUAAUUAAUAUAGCAUUUUAUCAAAUUAAAUUAUUUGAUUAGUGAAAAGCAAUUUUUCCAAUCUACUCUGAAAAUAAACCAAUUAUUGUAUUAUUCUCCUCCAAUAAUGGCUAACAAUUCAUAUUCUUUCUAAUAUGCAGGAAUCUCAAGUAGUUUAGUGUUUUUAAACUAUUAUUACAAAAACGAAAGCUAUAUAUAUCCAUGUUUUAUUCUUUACUAUACUUCUAAUUUACAAUUUUAUGGAGGAGAAUUGGAAAAAUCAUUAUUACCCUCUACCGUAAUAAAUUAUGAUAUAUAUAUAUCUUCCAUAAAUGAAUUUAGAGAUAGUCUUUAAAUACAAACUAUUUAAUUCAAUAGUCAAAAACUUUAUUUUUACUUUUGA